UAUACUUCUAGAGCUGGCCAAUCAUAACGAUUCUAUUCUUCCGAGGAAUAGAUGUAAUUGGCCAGUUUUAUAAAAAUCCGGUGUUACUAAACCCAUGUAAACGUAGUCAUAGUGCUCUGUUGUAAACAACCUUAACGUGGCUGAAGUGUGACCAACUUUAUGGCGCGAUAAAUUGAAAAAUACAGAGUAAGCAGUGGAGCAUUUGUAGCCAAGAUCCGUGGUUGUAGAAGAGCGUUUAUCAUCUGUACCAGGCAAUAUAUUAUGAAAGCAAUGUCUCAUCAUUACGUGGUGACGGCACAUAAACCAACGGCUGUCACUGCCUGCGUGACUGGUAAUUUCACCUCACCUACGGACUUGAACCUGAUAUUGGCCAAGAAUGUACGUUUGGAGAUUUACCUCGUGACACCGGAGGGUCUGCGGCCUCUGAAGGAAGUCGGAAUCUACGGCAAGAUAGCUGUUAUAAAGUUUUUCAGACCGCCGCAUGAGAAAAAGGACCUCCUUUUUCUCUUAACAACACGUUACAAUGCCAUGAUCCUGGAAUGCAUCGGCGAGGGAGAGGAUAUAGAGAUUAUAACGAAAGCCCAUGGGAACGUUGCGGAUCGCAUCGGGAAGGCUUCCGAGACCGGGAUCAAGGCCGUUAUCGAUCCAAAGGCGCGAGUAAUUGGUCUCAGAUUGUACGACGGCCUCUUUAAAAUUAUACCCCUGGACAAGGAUAAUGCGGAAUUGAAGGCGUCCUCAAUCCGCAUGGACGAGCAGCAGGUGCAGGACGUUAAUUUUCUUCACGGAUGCGCCAAUCCUACUUUAAUUCUCAUUCAUCAAGAUAUUAAUGGUAGACAUGUAAAAACGCAUGAGAUUAACUUGAGAGACAAAGAAUUCGCCAAGAUUCCAUGGAGGCAGGACAACGUCGAGCGAGAGGCUAUGAUGGUAAUUCCUGUACCUUCGCCUAUUUGUGGCGCGAUCAUAAUAGGACAGGAGAGCAUCCUGUAUCACGACGGUACCACGUACGUUGCGGUGGUGCCGCCGAUUAUAAAACAGAGCACCAUCACUUGUUACGCCAAGGUGGACAAUCAAGGACUGAGGUAUUUACUAGGAGAUAUGGCCGGUCACUUGUUCAUGCUGUUUUUAGAGCAAGAGAAGAAGCCCGACGGCAAUAUGGCAGUGAAAGACCUGAAGGUCGAGUUAUUAGGCGAGAUCAGUAUACCGGAAUGUAUAACUUACUUGGACAAUGGCGUAAUAUAUGUCGGUAGUCGUCUGGGUGAUUCCCAAUUGAUCAAAUUGAUUACAAAGGCGGAUGAGAACGGUUCUUUCUGUGUGCCUAUGGAGACGUUCACUAAUCUAGCGCCUAUCGUCGACAUGGCCGUAGUAGACCUGGAGAGGCAGGGCCAGGGGCAAAUGGUUACGUGCUCGGGCGCUUUCAAGGAAGGCUCCCUCAGGAUCAUUAGAAAUGGUAUAGGUAUACAGGAGCACGCAAGUAUUGAUCUGCCGGGGAUCAAAGGAAUGUGGGCUUUGAAGGUUGGCGGAUCGCAUUUCGAUAACACGCUGGUGUUGUCGUUCGUCGGGCAGACCAGGAUUCUGACGUUGAAUGGUGAGGAGGUUGAAGAGACGGAUAUUCCAGGCUUUGUUUCGGAUGAACAGACGUUCCACACGGGCAACGUCACUGACGAUCUAUUCAUUCAGAUAACUCCAACUUCGGUUCGAUUAAUCUCUUACGAGAGCAAGAUAGUCAUUUCCGAGUGGGAGCCGCAAAACAAGAGAACUAUCAGCGUGGUGGCCUGUAAUGGCACCCAGAUCCUUUGCGCGACGGGAAACGAUUUGUUCUAUAUAGAGAUCUCGUGCAACCAGAUUGUGUCCAAGGGAUUCGUUACCCUGCAACACGAGGUGGCGUGUCUGGACAUUUCCCCUCUAGAUGGCAACGAUGCCAAGAUCGUCGCUGUUGGGCUUUGGACAGACAUAUCCGUUCGUAUCUUGACUCUGCCCAAUUUGGAGGAGAUCAACAAGGAGCUUCUUGGUGGCGAGAUUAUACCCAGGUCCAUCCUGAUGACCUGCUUCGAGGGUAACACGUAUUUACUUUGUGCACUAGGCGAUGGCAGCAUGUACUAUUUUAUUCUGCAGAGGCAGACUGGCAUGCUCUCGGAUAAAAAGAAGGUCACCUUGGGCACACAGCCGACUGUUCUUAGGACCUUCCGAUCGCUCUCCACGACGAAUGUGUUUGCAUGCUCGGAUAGGCCCACCGUUAUUUAUUCCUCAAAUCAUAAGCUCGUUUUCAGUAACGUCAAUCUGAAGGAAGUAAAUCACAUGUGUUCCCUGAACGCGGAAUCUUACCCCGACAGUCUGGCGUUGGCAACUGACAGCACCGUGACUAUUGGAACGAUCGACGAGAUUCAGAAGCUGCACAUAAGAACGGUUCCGCUCGGCGAGUCGCCGCGGAGGAUCGCCUAUCAGGAAAGCUCGCAGACUUUCGGCGUCAUCACGAUGCGCGUCGACGUGCAGGAGAGUAGCGGAGUGAGCAUCGUUAGGCAGUCCGCGUCUACUCAGGCGACAUCCAUGUCUAGCAGCAGCCAUGUCGCCUCGCAUAACAAGCCUAGUGGCCACACGGCCAGCGAGAUUGGCCAGGAGAUCGAGGUUCACAAUCUUCUCAUCAUUGAUCAACACACGUUCGAGGUUCUACACGCACACACGUUGAUGGCCACCGAGUACGCAUUAUCAUUGAUCUCGACAAGACUGGGCGAGGAUCCGACUUCUUAUUUUGUGGUCGGUACCGCGUUUAUAAAUCCCGACGAGACUGAACCCAAAAUGGGCAGGAUUCUACUGUUUCACUGGAGCGAUGGCAAGUUUACACAAGUUGCGGAGAAGGAGAUCAAGGGCUCAUGUUACUCCCUGGUCGAAUUCAACGGGAAGCUUCUAGCGAGCAUCAACAGCACCGUGCGAUUGUUCGAGUGGACCGCGGAGAAGGAGCUCAGAUUGGAGUGCAGUCACUUUAAUAACAUUAUAGCGCUAUAUUUGAAGACCAAAGGUGACUUUGUCCUGGUGGGAGAUCUAAUGAGAUCCCUCACGUUGCUUCAAUACAAGACUAUGGAAGGUAGCUUUGAGGAAAUAGCUAGGGACUAUAAUCCCAAUUGGAUGACUUCUAUCGAGAUAUUGGAUGACGAUACUUUUCUAGGCGCCGAAAAUUGCUUUAAUCUCUUCGUGUGUCAAAAGGACAGCGCUGCGACGUCUGAGGAUGAGAGGCAACAGAUGCAGGAAGUCGGCCAAUUUCAUUUGGGUGAUAUGGUCAACGUUUUCCGGCAUGGCUCGUUGGUGAUGCAGAAUUUGGGAGAAUCAAGCACGCCGACUAUGGGCUGCGUAUUAUUCGGCACUGUGAGCGGCGCGAUCGGUCUAGUAACACAAAUACCAUUCGCGUUUUACGAAUUUCUGCACAACAUGGAGGAAAAGUUAAAUAGCGUGAUAAAAAGCGUGGGAAAAAUAGAACACAACUUCUGGCGAAGUUUUAAUACGGAAUUGAAAAUUGAACAGUGUGAGGGAUUCAUAGAUGGCGAUCUGAUAGAAAGUUUCCUCGAUUUGAGCCACGAAAAAAUGGCGGAGGUUGCAUCGGGACUUAUGAUGGAGGAUGGUAGUGGUAUGAAGAAGGAGGCGACGGUAGAUGAUCUUGUAAAAAUAGUGGAAGAUCUUACAAGGAUACAUUAAACAUUGUAUAAGUAAACUAUAUUUUAAAUUCACGAAUGUAUCUGUAAGAAUAUUAGAAGUUAUAUAUAGGAAAUAUCCAAGCAGUAAUUUAUAAGUGGGAGCGUGAAUGUUUAUACGGUCAAUUUUUUUGUUAUGUGCUGAUAUACGGGAAAAAACACUUGUUUUCUUUUACGUUUCGGCUCUUUUCUUCUAUCUACAAAAUUGUUUCCUUUAAUAUAUUUGUAUAAUAGAUAUUGUAUGACAAUUCAUUCAUUUAUCGCAUGUUAGCAUCCAUCGCAGUAUUUUUUAAAAACUCGAACGUAGAAAUGAUAUACAAUUAAUAUUAACGGAUUAUUUUUAAGGAUGCUCGAGGAUUUGUAGAGUAAUAUCUUUGUAUCUUUGUAAGUUCAGUGUAAAUAAAAAGGAUGAUGCCUUUUAAAGUAA
Monomorium pharaonis (pharaoh ant) is the source of this 4107-nucleotide messenger RNA. It is a transcript of the gene pic, whose product is annotated as DNA damage-binding protein 1. The transcript is spliced from 5 exons. NCBI's taxonomy places the organism in Eukaryota, Metazoa, Arthropoda, Insecta, Hymenoptera, Formicidae. Bases 262 to 3684 code for a protein of 1140 amino acids. Gene Ontology annotation, biological process: DNA repair; proteasome-mediated ubiquitin-dependent protein catabolic process. Gene Ontology annotation, cellular component: site of double-strand break; nucleus. Gene Ontology annotation, molecular function: nucleic acid binding; protein binding. The record is from RefSeq and is a predicted model, not a curated record.